GGCAGGCGGCGCAGCCAAUGAGGCGUGAGCAGGGCGGGGCCGGGGCGCGGGGCGGGGCGGCCGGGCCGGGCGGGCGCGCGGGGCCACUCGGAGCCGGGCGGCGGCGACAGCGGCGACAGCGGCGACAGCCACGGCCACAGGUAUUUCCCCGCUGUGUCUCUGGGCCUGGACUCUCCCUGCACCUUCAAACCUUCUCCAAGGAUUGCAUGGUGGCAAGGUCCAAGGAGACCAUGACCACUGAUGAGGCCACCAAGAGUGAAGGGGAGGUGCAGGCAGCAGCUCUGGCUGAGCGUGGGGAGGACAUCACGCCGUCCAAGGACCGAGGGGUUCUGAAGAUCAUUAAGAGACCUGGGAGUGAGGAUGAGUCUCCCAUGAUUGGAGACAAGGUCUAUGUGCACUACAAAGGGAAACUGGCCAACGGGAAAAAGUUUGACUCCAGCCGCGAUCGCAACGAGCCCUUCAUCUUCAGCCUGGGCAAGGGUCAGGUAAUCAAGGCCUGGGACAUUGGGGUGGCCACCAUGAAGAAGGGAGAGAUCUGCUACUUGCUCUGCAAACCUGAGUAUGCCUACGGCUCUGCUGGCAGUGCCCCCAAAAUCCCCUCCAAUGCCACCCUCUUUUUUGAGGCAAGUAAAGCUGGUGAGCUGCCACCCUGCCCCUCUUGUCCCUCUGCAGUUCACCUGGAGGGAUUCUGUGGCGGCCGCAGGUUCGACUGCAAGGACGUGAAAUUCGUGGUGGGCGAAGGGGAGGACCACGACAUCCCCAUCGGCAUUGACAAGGCCCUGGAGAAGAUGCAGAGGGGAGAACACUGCAUCCUCUACCUCAGCCCACGGUACGGCUUUGGCGAGGCUGGGAAGCCAAAAUUCGGCAUCCAGGGGAACGCAGAGCUGGUGUACGAGGUGACCCUGAAGAGCUUUGAGAAGGCCAAGGAGUCGUGGGAGAUGGACACCAAGGAGAAGCUGGAGCAGGCAGCCGUGGUCAAGGAGAAGGGCACGAUGUACUUCAAGGAAGGCAAGUACCUGCAGGCAGUGAUUCAGUAUGGGAAGAUUGUGUCCUGGCUGGAAAUGGAGUAUGGCUUGUCUGAAAAGGAGUCUAAAGCCUCUGACUCCUUCCUGCUGGCUGCCUUCCUCAACCUGGCCAUGUGCUACCUGAAGCUGCGAGAGUACGCCAAGGCUGUCGAGUGCUGUGACAAGGCUCUGGGGUUGGACCAGGACAAUGAGAAAGGCUUGUACAGGAGGGGUGAAGCCAGGUUAUUGAUGAACGAGUUCGAGCUGGCCAAAUGUGACUUUCAAAAAGUGCUGGAAGUGAACCCACAGAACAAAGCAGCGAAAUCCCAGAUCUCCGUGUGCCAGAAGAAAACCAAGGAGCACAACGAGAGGGACCGGAGGAUCUACGCCAACAUGUUCACAAAGUUUGCAGAGAGGGAUGCAAAGGAAGCAGCCAGCAAAACUGGUGUGGAAAAAACAGCGGAGAAGGCGGUGUGUGGAAAAGGACCCAAAACUCCUGGUGCUGAAGGUGAAGAGGCUGAAGGACAUGUAUGAUGGAGGAGGAGGGGAUGGGAUAGCCUCGUGCCCUCGGCCCACACUGAAAAAGGUUGCUGCCAAACCUUGGGACUUGCCAGUGUUUCCUUGUAAAGCUUGUUACAGUUUGUGUGAUCGUGGAAGCCAAAAGCACCUCGCAAAGAAAAGCGACCCCGUCCCACCGCCCUGGGGGCACGGGGGGCAGAGCAGGGGUGGCAGGACACCGUGGGACCACUGCACGUGGAACAAAUACCAUUUAAACAGCAGGGAAAAGAAAAGAAAUUAUUAUAAUGAUAAAUUAAAGCGCUUGGCUGCUGGGAGGUUUCCGUAGACAGCUUGUUCCAGCUCCCUGGGCUUUGUGUCCACUCUCAGCACAGCAUCCUCUGAGAGGAGCUGGGACGUGGGACACGAUCCUUGCACACUGCAGUGCUGCCUCUGGCUGUCCCAGCACAGCCCUGGGGACAGGGACUGCCUUUGUCUCCUGCUGACUCCUUGCCUGUGCCCAAAGUUUGGAGGGCAGAGCCAGGAUGAGAACCCACCCGGCCUCUGCUGCAGCCCCAGGGUGCAGAGACAUCUUUAGUCUUUAAAGCACUGUUUGGGGAGGGGGGCACACACAGAUUUUACCUUCUGAAGGAGCUGGUUCCUGUUUCUUUAGAGAGAAAAAGCCUGUCCAGCUUUGCAGGUGCUCAACCCACAGCCUGCACCCCAUCCCUUGGCUCCCAGCUUUAAGUGGGAGUUUUAUUGCUUUUAUUGGGAUCUGUAUGUGGGGAAAACAAAAAAAGCAGGUUUGACACGUGGUUCAGAAAGUGGCUGGGUCUGAGCUGGUGCCAUGGGUUUGUCACUGAGCAGCUUUCCCAUGGUGAGGGGGUCCUGGGUGCAUGGUGUCCCUGCACCAGAGCUGCUGCUGCCUCCUCAGCCAUCAGCCCAUCCCAAAGGGACACUGUCACUACCCCAUGAGAACAGCUUUUCCAGUUGUUAUUUUUCCUGUCUCUACAAUAAUACCCCUUUUGGAGCUUGAAAAUAAACAACUGAAAGAAAAAGGAAAGAAAAAAAAUAAAAUAAAA
This is a messenger RNA of Pyrgilauda ruficollis (rufous-necked snowfinch), 2581 nucleotides long. RefSeq names its product FKBP prolyl isomerase 5 (gene FKBP5). Gene Ontology annotation, molecular function: protein binding; peptidyl-prolyl cis-trans isomerase activity. Lineage: Eukaryota; Metazoa; Chordata; Aves; Passeriformes; Passeridae. The transcript has 11 exons. Bases 18 to 1538 code for a protein of 506 amino acids. The record is from RefSeq and is a predicted model, not a curated record.